This is a messenger RNA of Saxophila tyrrhenica, 759 nucleotides long. RefSeq lists its product as uncharacterized. The record is from RefSeq and is a predicted model, not a curated record. Lineage: Eukaryota; Fungi; Ascomycota; Dothideomycetes; Mycosphaerellales; Extremaceae. The transcript has 2 exons. The coding region runs from base 1 to 759 and encodes 252 amino acids.
AUGCCUCUCGCCACCGUCCACUUGGUCGCUCUUGCGAAAGACAACACCAUCUCCAACUAUGUCAAAGCGCUUCACUCAUCUUCCGUGAAGCCAUACGUCGUCUCACGAGCAGUCCGAUGGAUCAUCAAACCAGAAAAACUCUCCGUUCCAGAACUCCUGGACACAAAAUGGGAUCUCCUCAUCAUCUUGCCAGCCUCCGAGAAAAUGCCCUCCCAAUGCCUUGACAAAACCUCCAUCUCCGCCCACUGGAGCAUCACCGCCGGCGUCCCCUCCAGCCUUACCAAGGACUUCCACGCCCGCAACCAAAACCUCCUCCACCCAAACCCAUCCUCCGUCCCCGCCCUAACCGGCUCAAUGAACAAGCCUAAAAUGUCCAACUCCUCCCAAGGCCUCGAGCUCGCCCCGGACCUCCUGGAAUGGAGCAAGUCCUUCUCCCUUGGCGGCGGGGCAAUGAGCAUGCUCAACCUCCUCGCCUUCAAACCGGGCAAAGAAGCGCACGACAGCUACCUCCGCUACGGCGCCGCGUUUGCUAAAUCCAUCGGUUCCAAGCGCGGAGGUACAGCGAAGAUUGUCGGCAAAGUUGUGCCGGAGUUUGGGAGUGCGGAUGAGGAUCGCGCCGGGUGGGAUGAGAUUGCGCUGGCGCAUUAUCCGAGUAUUGGGCAUUUUGUUGAUAUGCUUGCCGGGGAGGAUUAUCAGGAGGUUAAUCAUAAAGAUAGGCUGCCGGCGUUGAGGGAUACGUUGAGUUGGAUGGGGAGUUGA